Molecule: messenger RNA, 1434 nt
Organism: Cydia strobilella
Lineage: Eukaryota; Metazoa; Arthropoda; Insecta; Lepidoptera; Tortricidae
Product: zinc carboxypeptidase
Exons: 8
Coding region: 401-1426 (341 amino acids)
Biological process (GO): proteolysis
Molecular function (GO): zinc ion binding; metallocarboxypeptidase activity
Source: RefSeq, a predicted model, not a curated record
AAGUUGGUUUUAAAAUUAUAUUUGUUUUCUUUAUGUCUCAUGUGUAAUAAUAAUCAGUAAUGUAUUUCAUAACUGCUGGCUUUUUUAUUUUCUUAUUAAUAACGGGAUGUGACAGUACAUCUUAUAAAAAUCAUGCGUUGCUCCGUGGCGUUCCGUAUGAUGAAACGGAGUUGAUAUUCUUCAAAACACUGGACAAGGCCUACAAUGUAAUGUGGUGGAAGGAACCAACUUUAGUUCAAAAACCAGUGGAAUUCAGCAUUAGUCCUCGUAACUUAGCAGAACUCUAUAGGGAUACGGAGAAGAUGAGCGUUCGCUUCAUUAUUGUGAUCAGGAAUUUACAGGGGUACGCUAAUGAAAUGCCUUCGAUAAACAAAAAGCCAGUCCCUACUUCAGGCGUAACAUGGAAUCCUUCAACUGGCACAGCUACUAUCGCUUAGACGACAUUUAUGACUGGCUCAAAGAUGUUAGCGCUCAAUACCCACAGGAGGUGCAGCUUCGAAGGGUUGGCAAAACUCACGAAAACAGAACAAUUAUAUCUGCAAGACUGUCAUUGAAAGGAUCCAUAAACAGAUCCAAAGUGAUAGUGGAAGGAGGUUGCCAUGCGCGGGAGUGGUUGUCUCCAGCGGUUGUAACUUACAUGUUAUAUACAUUAUUAAAUGCUAAUAAGUAUAAAGACCAAGAGCUGGAGCGCAUCGCGUACACGUACACUUGGGUUUUUAUACCUGUCAUGAACCCAGACGGAUAUGAAUAUAGCCAUACAACGGAUCGCUUAUGGAGAAAAAAUCGUCGUCCUGGCGGUGGUGUAGAUUUAAAUCGAAACUACGGUAUUGCAUUUGGAAGUCACGGUGCAAGUACAUAUCCAACCAGCAUCCAAUAUUGUGGUGACAGUGCUUUUUCCGAACCGGAGACAUAUUCAAUGGCAACUAUGGCAAGGGAACAUAGACACAAAUUAGAAUACUACAUUUCGUUUCACUCUUAUGGCCAGUUUUUAAUCAUACCUUACGCACAUUUGAUAGAACAUGAGGAUAACUAUGACAAAGUGAAAAAAAUGGCCGAUAAGGCGGCUGAACGAAUGAAAGUAAAUCACGGGAUUACAUACAAAUCAGGCACUGCUUACGAAACAGUGGGAUACUUGGCGUCUGGAACGAGUAGUGACUGGGUGAAGAGAGCCUUAAAUGUUUCUUAUGUUUUUACAAUUGAGCUCCCCGACACGGGGGCCCACGGCUACGCCCUGCCGCCAGGUCGCAUCCUGCCCUCCUGCCAGGCCAUUAUGGACGGCCUGCUAGAUAUCUUUACUCCCCAAUCUAAAAGAUUCUUGAGAUUGCAUGACAGCGCCGCAGGGAAAAAUCGACUAUGUGUUAAAGUUAUAUUUUUUUGUAACAUGUUUCUGUAUGUUAUGAUAUAUGCAAUAAAUUAUUUGUGUUAAAGUUAAAA